AUGGUGCUAGAUGCCAGCUCCAAAGCAUCGCAGACAUCAGAUGAUACCGAGGAGGAGAAUCCACCUGAUGAUGAGCAUGAGCACAAGCGGCCAACAGCGCCGGAAGGUGUUACCACGCAGCCCCAUAGGGCAGACUCCGCCUGGAGCUGGGCAGAGUACUUUCUGGUGCCUCCGUUCCAGUUUGGUGCAAUGUGCGGAAACGUUAAGGAGCCCUUCUGUGUGUUACCUUCGCGUGCACCCGCAACGCGACAUGGGCAUUCCGCAGCAGCCUGGGUGGCGCCCUUGCCGGCCGUGGCCUUGGAAGGACCAGCAGACCUACCAAAGUCUCAAGCCAUUGCAAUCUUGCCGCUCAAGAGACCCAGAAGGUCGCAAACUUCCGCAGGCACUUCCUCUCCGAUGGAGGUUCGGUGGUGCAAAUGCUAG
Symbiodinium sp. CCMP2456 is the source of this 423-nucleotide messenger RNA. NCBI's taxonomy places the organism in Eukaryota, Dinophyceae, Suessiales, Symbiodiniaceae. The record is from the annotation of a GenBank genome assembly.